AUGCAGCCGAACCUGAACAAUCGCAACUCCACCGGGAGCCGCAUUCUGGGCAUGAGUGGACCUGCUGGGGAGCCGGGCCUUCCGCCGUCGCGGCCCUCUUCUAUUGCGACAGCACAGUCGGGGGGUGGAGGAAACCAGCGCAGAUGGUCGCAGGCCCCGCCAUCGCGUCGAGGAGGAGGUAUUCAGAGCGGCAUCGGGGGCGCGAGCGUGGCCGGAAGCCUGGGAGGCCAGAGCCGCCCCACGACGUCUGCAAGCAGAACACACGUCCCACUUGCAGCGGCUGGUUUCUUUCGUCCCAUGAGCUCGCAAAGGCUGCAGCAACAGCGAAAUCAACGGCCGACGUCAUUUCUUGGCCACGGUUCGAUGUAUUCAGAAGGCGCGAGCGACCCUGGGAGCAACCCGUACCGUCAAAGCUCGGGAUCAAACAAAACAGUCAGGAACCCCGUUCCGCCGCUUGGACUGCAUCACGACCUUGACCACCCUCCUCCCUCCCGAGGGACGGAUAUUACCGACCGAGACAUGCCCGAUAGAACAACCGCAAAUACGACGCCCACAGGUGCAGAGACGGUGCGGAGCAGGGGGGAGAGCAUCACGCCUCUCGCAAGGCCAAGACCCCAGCAUCUGGAUCUCUCAAAGGCACACAAAAACGACUCUGGCAAGCUUCCAACCCCAAGCAAGUCUCCGCGCUCGUUCAAAUCGAGCUUCAUAUUACCCAGUCGUGAAGGAAGAUCUUCCCAGAUGCGACCACAACAAGGACACGAAAAGCUUGCAUCGGCCGAAUCCUCUCCUCGCAUGACAAGAAAAGAGGCCACCAAAGAGGCUGUCAAGAGAGAGUUGGGCAAGAACUACCAUUAUUUCUCAGGCAAUACCGCCUUUUGUUGGGGAGGAAGACUUCAGAACGCCCGGGACCGGCCUGUGAAUAUUGCAACGGGAAUAUUGAUCCUUGUUCCCUCUGCUCUCUUCUUUACGUUUUCAGCGCCAUGGUUAUGGCUUCACCUUUCUCCUGCGAUACCCAUUCUCUUCGGCUACUUGUUUUGUGUUUGUAUUUCUUCUUUUCUUCAUGCAUCUGCUACAGAUCCAGGAAUUCUUCCUCGUAAUUUACAUCCAUUUCCACCACCUAAUCCUAAUGACGACCCAUUAAAUCUUGGACCACCCACCACUGAGUGGACCAUGGUCGUGUCAGCGACAUCUCCAAACUCUGCCAUGGAGGUGCCGACUAAGUACUGCAAAAGCUGCAACAUCUGGCGCCCGCCGCGCGCCCAUCAUUGUCGCGUCUGCGAUAACUGCAUUGAAACUCAAGAUCACCAUUGCGUCUGGCUAAACAAUUGCGUCGGACGCCGCAACUACCGCUAUUUCUUUGUCUUUGUCACCUCUGGCACGAUCCUGGGUUUGUUCCUGCUGGGCGCCAGCCUUGCACACAUCCUUGUCUGGCGCCAGCAGAACCACGCGACUUUCGGAGCAGCAAUCAACAAGUGGCGCGUUCCGUUCGCUAUGUGCAUUUAUGCAGUUGUUGGAACGCCAUAUCUGUUUAGUCUGGCCGUCUAUCAUCUGUUCUUGAUGGGCCGAGGCGAGACAACACGAGAAUAUCUUAACUCUCAUAAAUUCCUGAAGAAGGACAGACACAAGCCAUUCAAUCAAGGCUCUCUGUUGAGAAACUGGCUCGUGGUACUGCUGCGACCGCGACCGCCAACAUACCUGCAUUUUAAGAGAAAGUAUGAAGAGGGAGACCAGCGAUUUGGUCCUCGGAGGGGAAAGCGUAGUGCUCCCCUGACGGCGGAGCAGCAAGGUGGAGGUGUCGAGAUGCAGGACGUUCGUGCUUCGCAGGGCUUCCAGGGUCCUAGCUCCAGGGCGGGGCCCAAGAGGUCACUGCGAGAUGAUGCUGGCAAAGAUAUAGCAGCAUAG
Molecule: messenger RNA, 1902 nt
Organism: Lindgomyces ingoldianus
Lineage: Eukaryota; Fungi; Ascomycota; Dothideomycetes; Pleosporales; Lindgomycetaceae
Product: zf-DHHC-domain-containing protein
Exons: 3
Coding region: 1-1902 (633 amino acids)
Biological process (GO): protein targeting to membrane; peptidyl-L-cysteine S-palmitoylation
Cellular component (GO): endoplasmic reticulum; Golgi apparatus
Molecular function (GO): protein-cysteine S-palmitoyltransferase activity
Source: RefSeq, a predicted model, not a curated record